Messenger RNA from Enterobius vermicularis (human pinworm), 1149 nucleotides. NCBI's taxonomy places the organism in Eukaryota, Metazoa, Nematoda, Chromadorea, Rhabditida, Oxyuridae. The record is from the annotation of a GenBank genome assembly.
AUGAGCCAUCCAGGAUGGUUGAUGGUAUCAUUUUUAACUGAACUGCUAAGUUCAUAUGGCCGAAUGGAGCCACAGUUAUUUGCUCAUUCUAAUCAAACAAACUAUCGAAACUGUACAACAGAUUCCGUCGUCAUUUCCAAAAUGAUCACGCCUGCCUAUAACAAGCACUAUAUACCAGCACAUCCAACGCAUGUUCGGGUCGAUAUGUGGGUGCAGGAGGUGACGGCUGUGUCCGAAAUGACGCAGGAUUUUGAAAUUGAUCUGUACAUAAAUGAAUUUUGGAGAGAUCCUGCGCUUGUUUUUGGACAUAUGAUACCGAAACCGUGUAGUGAAAAUAUAACUUUUGACAGUACAAUGUUGCAAAAGCUGUGGAUUCCAAAUACGUGUUUUAUUAAUUCGAAAACAGCGAAAAUACACGAAUCUCCAUUCAGAAAUUUAUUCCUGAUGCUGUUCGAAAAUGGAACCUUGUGGACAAAUUACCGCAUGAAGUCAACGGGGCCUUGUGAUAUGAACCUGAAACGAUUUCCGUUUGAUACACAGAAGUGUUACCUGACUUUUGAAUCGUUUAAUUAUAACACUGGUGAAGUGCGUAUGUCAUGGAACGUACUUGAACCAGUCAAGUUGCUCAAACAUAUUGAAUUACCUGAUUUUACUUUAGUAAAUUACAGUGUUCGUGCGGUCCCACAGUUAUAUGCAGCUGGUUACUGGGACGAGCUUACCGUAUCGUUUGUAUUCCAACGAAGAUACGGCUGGUAUUUGAUGCAAGGAUACGUUCCGACUUACGUAACAAUUCUGAUUUCAUGGAUAUCUUUCUUCCUUGGGUCAAAGGCGAUUCCAGCACGUACAAUGCUUGGAGUUAAUUCACUGUUGGCCAUGACGUUUCAGUUUGGUAAUAUUAUAAGGAAUCUACCGAGAGUCUCGUAUAUAAAAGCUAUAGAUGUAUGGAUGUUAAGUGGUAUGCUAUUUAUAUUCAUGUCGUUGUUGGAGCUUGCUGUCGUUGGAUUCAUUUCAAGAAAUGAAGACUCAACGAAAGGUAAAGCCAGUAGAAGGCGUGAAGAAGAAAAAAAAGAAUGGAUGGAUGUACCAAGUCCUAUGCUGGGCUUAAGAAAGGUAGCUUUAUUAUUUCACAAUUUUGUUGGCUUUGGGUAG